Melanaphis sacchari is the source of this 1361-nucleotide messenger RNA. RefSeq lists its product as uncharacterized. Bases 493 to 1146 code for a protein of 217 amino acids. The transcript has 5 exons. NCBI's taxonomy places the organism in Eukaryota, Metazoa, Arthropoda, Insecta, Hemiptera, Aphididae. The record is from RefSeq and is a predicted model, not a curated record.
AUCCUUACUUGUUUCUGAUUGGUCGCUGAAUUUUGCUCUCGAUCCUCUCGUGAUUUACUUAGUUUAUUAUCAACCGAUAUUCCGAAUGCUAUUGUAAAUGUUGUACAACAACAAUAUCAUUAUUCAUUAAUUAAUAUGAACUAUGAAGUAGGUGCUGUAUUCAAUGGUUAUACGAUUGUUAUUUAUACCUUUUAGACGUCUCACACUUGUGAAUUUAUUUUAUAAUCAUUGAUUAUUCUGAUUUCUUUUCGGUACCGUCGUGUGUUCGUGUUUGGUUAACUCCUGCAUAAUUAUACGCCAUUUACAGUAAUUUAUUUAAUUGUACUAAUAUCCCGCACUAUUUUUUUUUUUUUUUUUUGUGUGUUUGGUACAAUUUUCUUGAUAUCCAGUAAAGUCAAUAAAGUCAUCGUUCACGUAUUUAUCACGAAAAUCAUGUUGCACCGUUCUUAAAGCCUUUUUUGCUGGUAUUUAUAUUGAUCUGUGUUCUGUUCUAUGGUCAGAGUAGCUUUAGCAAUGUCGACAGUAAGAAAAAGCAAUUUACUGGUCAAAAACACUGGAAUGAGCUUGAAUGACAGGUUCACUCAAAUACAAAAGAAAUCUAAACCAGCCGUAGAAGAUGAACUUGUCAGGAAACAUCGUAUCCUAUCAUUUAAUAUGGAACGUAGACCUGAAGUAGCAGCUUCCUUAUUAUUAAAUCAGGAAUUUGUGAAUAGAGAACGACUUCGAGUACCACUUCUACCACCAUUACCUCUUCCAAGACCCGAAGUUAACAAUCGCAUGUAUAACAGUAUUAUGCAUAAUAUGAUAAGAUCAUCAGAUAGAUUAGGUAUUCCUGUUCAUGAAAGACUUAGUAUAGGAAGAGUUCCACCGAUGGAAGAUAGAAGAAGAAUAAGAAGAAGAAGAGGUCCUAAGACUAAAAUACGAGAAGCUGUUAAACUUAAUGUAAAUACAAAUGGAAAUAACCCAGGAGUUCCUAAGGUUUCUAAAUCUAAAAAGCGACAGAUAUCAAAACAGAGGGAUCAGUUUCCUCGUAAAGAACAAGUAUUUUCUAAAGAAGAUUUAGACCAACAGCUGGAUCAGUUUAUGUCACAUACCAAACAAAAACGAGAUGAAGAAUUAAAUAGAGUUAUUCAAGAACAUUCUUAACAAAUGAUGUACGAUUAAAUAUUUAUAAUUCAAUUAUUUGGCAUAAAAUAUUUUAAUUAUGUAUCCAUGGGUAUGAUAUGUUUCAAAAUAUAUAAUUAACUAUUUGUAAAACUGCCUUAUUCUAAUAACAAAUUCAAGUUAUAAUUUCUGAUUUGUAAUUGAUUUUUAUAAAUAUCAUUUAAUUUAGAAAAAAAAAAUGUAAUAGCAGUAUAAAU